AUGUUCUUCAACGCCCACAAUUUUCCAGCAUGUUGUGAGAUGAAUGGACUUGAAGUUGCUUUUCACGUUCAACUGAACGUUGUUGAUGAUAUUUUCUUUUUCGGCAACAAAUUAAAUGGUAAUGAUGAUGACGAAAGUAAUCAUGUUGCACAUAAAAAAUCAUUUUCUAGCUUAAAGGUAGCAACUCAGAACGAUGACAUAGAAAGUUUCCAGGGUGGCUAUAAUUUCUGUACUUCCCAUCAAAACAUAUUCGACAAAUCGCCUCGAGAAAAGUCGUAA
Clunio marinus is the source of this 279-nucleotide messenger RNA. Lineage: Eukaryota; Metazoa; Arthropoda; Insecta; Diptera; Chironomidae. The record is from the annotation of a GenBank genome assembly.